Meleagris gallopavo (turkey) is the source of this 2940-nucleotide messenger RNA. RefSeq names its product FUN14 domain containing 1 (gene FUNDC1). The record is from RefSeq and is a predicted model, not a curated record. Gene Ontology annotation, cellular component: mitochondrial outer membrane. NCBI's taxonomy places the organism in Eukaryota, Metazoa, Chordata, Aves, Galliformes, Phasianidae. Gene Ontology annotation, biological process: autophagy of mitochondrion.
CGAAGGGCGGCCCGAAAGCGUGAUAUCGGGGGAGUUCCUCGAUGCGCGGGCCGUGGGGUCCGCACGGAGUUGUCCCGUGCGCUGUGGGAACGGGAGCGGCGUCCUCAGCAUCCUCGUCACCUGAACACGAAAGUGAUGAUGAUUCCUAUGAAGUGUUGGAUCUAACGGAAUAUGCAAGGCGUCACCAUUGGUGGAAUCGUUUGUUCGGCCGGAAUUCAGGACCAAUUGUAGAAAAAUACUCCGUAGCUACACAGAUCGUGAUGGGUGGAGUGACUGGCUGGUGUGCGGGAUUUUUGUUCCAGAAAGUCGGAAAGCUUGCAGCAACUGCAGUAGGUGGUGGCUUUCUUCUGCUUCAAAUCGCUAGUCAUAGUGGAUAUGUACAAGUUGACUGGAAGAGAGUUGAGAAAGAUGUAAACAAGGCAAAAAAACAGUUAAAAAAGCGUGCAAAUAAGGCAGCACCUGAAAUCAAUACUCUAAUUGAAGAGUCAACAGAAUUUAUCAAACAGAACAUCGUGGUCUCCAGUGGAUUCGUUGGAGGCUUUUUGUUGGGCCUUGCAUCGUAAGGAUCUGAAUCAUCUCUUCGUGAUGGCAUUCGCGUCAAAGAACAGUUGUGGUGACACACUGUCAGAAAGCAGUGUGGAUCACUGGGCCCUCCAGAGCAAGAUGAGAGGACUAGGUAGACAACUUGGAAGCUUUUACAUUUUAGGCUUCUGCCUCUUGAAGCUUGGCAAAACUAGGAUUUGCUGAAAAACUGCAGCGUGCUCAUUAAAAGCAUUUCUGGGCAAAACUGGUUCAUCGUCAUCAUGACUUUUUAUCUAUGACCUUUCAAGAUCUAGCAUUUUUAAAAUGUUAUUCUUGGAAUAUAGGAAUGUAACCAUAUUGUAAGAAAGAAAGCUCCAUUUCUAUGUUUGCAAGUAAAUACUGUUUAUUUUGAAAGUAUUUUUCUUCAUGCUAUAGUAGAUAGUAUCAAUGACUGCAUAAUGUAUAUGAUACUGUAGUUCCAGCCUCACGGCUGGUUGUGUUCUUCAAAGUCACUGCAAUAAUCUUUAAAUCUGUAAUACUCUUUCUAUGGAGUAUUAAAUAACAAAGAAUCAUGAGCUCAUUAAAGGUGAAAAUUAACUUUGACUCUGGCCAUUGUAUGCAUAGAGAAUGUCUCAUUUCAUAGCCUGUGGGCAUCUGGUACGAAUAUUUGCAAGUUACCUGUGAUUCCUGUUUUAAGUGCAUGUCUACACUGUUUUUCACAGAUGUGUAGACAUGGAUAAACUCACUGAUAAAAUUGUAGUGCACAGAUAAUUGUUGCAAAUGCAGACUCCACAAUGAUCUGAUGCUUAAUUGUUUCAUACACAGUAAACUGUGGAGGUCAUUUCAGACGUGAGUAAACAGUGAAAUGAAGUGCUGAAGCUUCUGGUAUGAGCACUUUGCAAGGGUUAGUACUUCACAGGGCUUGGUAUCAUGUCAUCAUGAUGUACCUUGAAUGAGCCCAAGGCUUCUCCUACAGCCCCUUUUAGCUGGAACUGAAAUCAGAGGUGAUGCUCACUUUCAUAUUCACCUCUAUUGCCACUAUGUUCUGCCCAACGUAGACUUUUUUUUAAAUCUGACUUCCAAUUCCUAGAUUGUCAGCUGUGGAAAAGCUAGGGUACAGAUUGGGUUCAGUCAGCUUAUUGGAAGAGUGCCUAUUUCUUCUGAAGUCUGGCAAAGCAAAUGGAACUGCUGGAUGUGGUUGUUCUCCAUCAUUGACAGAUCAAAGCGGGAGGCAGACUCUAAAGGAGAUUGGAAGCAUAGCUGUAGAAAGGCUGGAAAAUUAAUUCUGAAGCAGGGUUUUAAAGUGGUUUAGGUAAUUUGUUGCAAGAUUAUCUUCAAGAAGUUGGGAAUCCAAACACGUACUUUGUACAUGUUUCUGCAUUUCAGGCUUGUGAACCUUUUACCCAGGGCCCUGUUUUUUCUGCUUAAAUAUUCCACCAACAAGUUAAUGUGAAACUGAGCCUGCCUCAUGCAGGUUGUGCUGGGUUCUCAUUUAAACAUUUGAACUGUGGUAGUGAUGCAUUAGCAUCUGAUGGCUGAAUGUGAAGUUCUGACAUGUAGGACAUGUGAUGAACGCCCAUCAGGUGGACUGUACAGGAAAGGCCUUUGCUGUUGUAAGCUAACAUAUUUAGAUUAGGGCAACUGUGGACUUCAGAGGCCUGUACUGUAGGUUAACUUCAUGUGCAUGCAUCUGGCCAGGGUAAGUUCUGAAGCACGUCAUGCAUGCCUGCCAUGCUUAAGGAUUUAGUUAAGCUAAAACCUCUUGAAGACUUUGUGGAUGUUAAAACACAAAGAAAACAAAUAAACCCCACAAGAAAAGAAAAAAAAAAAAGAAACACUAACGAACACAACCACAAAUAAUGUUAACAUCUGAAGGUUUUUAGUUUUUAGAAGGUGAAUUUCUACAGCAAUGUAAAAAUUGUUGCCAUUUAUUGAAAGGGAGAAGCCCAGAGAAGGCCGGCUCAUCUGGGAUUAAAGAAUGACGAAAAUAGUACAGUAUGGAAGUUUCUUUUCCUUAGUAUUCAAUGCAAGCAAUGUUGGGAAGGUGAUCACUGUAUUGUUUUCUGCUGAUGCAGUUAAUAGAUUUUGGCAUCUCAGGAGCUGGUGCACAUCACACAGACUGGUUGGGGGGAGCUUGGAUGUUUUGAAGGGAUCUGAAAAUGAAGUGACCAGCCCAAUACAAAGACCCAUAGACGAGCAUUUAAAAAGCAUUCUAUUCCACAGAAGGGUUUCAAGGUAGUGUAUUGUAGAGUCCUUUCUAAAAAGGCUGCUGUGACCAAGGAAUGUGCUUCAUAGUUAAAAGCAGAAUUUAAAAUAACUUUCAUAGCAGUCUGUAAGCCCAAUUUCUGCUGAGGAAUGUUUUGCUAUCCUAUUGCUGUUAUCUGAGGUUCUCAGUGAAUAAAAAACUACAUGAUUGAA